CUGAUAACAGCUGGCGAAAAAUAAAUUGCCAAGUGAAGAGAUCCAAUCUAAUUACUUUUCUUAAAGCGGAACAGGAAGUAGACAAAAUGUGUAAAUACUCUGAAACAGAAACAGACGCUGAUGAGCAAGAUUUAAAUUAUGUGACAGACAAUAGAGAUAUAACGUUCGAGGAAAUUGUUCGAGAUUGCAUUGAGCGCGAUAGUAUUUCUCCAGGAGCAUUGACUAACAUAGUCGAAGCAUCAUCAUCAGAGAGGCAAGAAAAUGAUGUACUAUGUCAAAUUGAUGAAACAAGCCCUUUAGAAAACGCACCAAUAGAAAUUCAUACUGAUUCCAACGUUCAACAAAAUGUGUCUCAGCCUGACAAAGCAAGAAACUUAGGAAACUCACUAAUAUUAAUUCAACCUCAAGCUACCAAUACUGAUUCCAAUGCUCAGCAGAAUACGACUACCGAAGUACAAAUUGAUAACGCCUCUUUAACUUUGAUGGUUCUGGGAAAGAUAGAAACUUUGCAAGAAAAUUACAAAACUCUCAACGAGAAAGUAACAGAAAAUAUCAAAGCCCAACAAGAUGACAGAAAAUUUAUAAGUGAAAGCAUACAGUCCAUUAUGGCCGCUAUAUCCAAUAUUAGCGUUCAGUUUGAACAUGUAAUGAAACAGUUUAGCAGUGCAGAAAAUAAAAAGCAAAAAGUAACCAUACAGAAUAUUGCAAGUGAAAACGAUCUUAACAAUUUUGAAAAAGAGUUGGAAAAUCCGGAUACAGAAGUAGAAUGGAAGAAAAAGUUUUUGAUUAUUUGCGGGAAAGGAAAAGGUCGGGGGAUAAAUAACGCAUAUCCCCUCGUCAGUGACUAGGCCCGAUUUUAACAUUUUGCCCACCGCCAGCUUCUGUGGUGAAGCCCGAUGUUAACUUCGUUGGCGACGUUACGAAUUUAUGUAAUAAAGCAGACAAACGUGCAUCUAACUCUUUUACACUCAUUGACGUGUAUUGCCAGUGAAAUAGGACAGACAGUAAGCUUGACCUUGACC
Molecule: messenger RNA, 1022 nt
Organism: Cydia fagiglandana
Lineage: Eukaryota; Metazoa; Arthropoda; Insecta; Lepidoptera; Tortricidae
Exons: 2
Coding region: 87-848 (253 amino acids)
Source: RefSeq, a predicted model, not a curated record